AGAUAUUCGAAGGAAGUCGCUGUUUAAGUUUGUUGUUCCACUUCACCGCUACUCCUCUACAGGCAUCCACACUACCCUUAUCGGCCUCCCAACCCCACCGCGCCUGACAAACCCUCCUCCCAUUCCUCACGCCUCUAAAGUCAACUGCUACUUCAGUUUUGGUUUCAUAGAUAAAGAAUGGCAAGCGCGUGCUUUUCGACAUCGCCCUCGUCUCUUCGAUUCAGUUCUCUCCUCUUCUCUCCAAACUCAAGCACCAAUGUCGAUUCUAAUAAGUUGUCUCUUCCUUUCCAUCCCCUUCGUCCCAGGAAAUUGAAGAAGUUUCUCAGUAAUCAAAAGAAUGCGGUGAAUUAUCAGCCAAAAGCUGUUUACACAGGUGAGUUUUGGGCUCCUCCGACAACUUCUCGACAGGGAAUUUGGUCAAUAAGGGAUGAUUUGCAAGUCCCGGCAUCACCUUACUUACCUGCCUAUGCACAAGGGCAGGGGCCACCUCCCAUGGUGCAAGAGAGAUUUCAAAGUGUUGUCAGCCAACUUUUUCAACAUAGAAUAGUUCGCUGUGGUGGAGCCGUUGAUGAUGAUAUGGCAAACAUUAUUGUAGCUCAGCUUCUCUAUCUUGAUGCCGUUGAUCCUCAGAAGGACAUUGUCAUGUAUGUCAAUUCCCCUGGAGGGUCAGUUACAGCUGGUAUGGCUAUAUUUGACACCAUGAGGCAUAUCCGGCCCGAUGUCUCAACUGUGUGUGUUGGACUUGCAGCUAGCAUGGGAGCCUUUCUGCUAAGUGGCGGAACCAAAGGAAAACGAUACAGUUUGCCCAAUUCAAGGAUAAUGAUACAUCAACCCCUUGGUGGAGCUCAAGGUGGUCAAACUGAUAUUGAUAUUCAGGCAAAUGAAAUGCUGCAUCAUAAGGCAAACUUAAACGGGUAUCUUGCUUACCAUACCGGCCAAAGUUUGGAGAAGAUUAACCAGGAUACCGACCGUGAUUUCUUCAUGAGCGCAAAAGAAGCAAAAGAAUAUGGACUUAUCGAUGGUGUCAUUAUGAAUCCUCUCAAAGCUCUUCAGCCACUAGCUGCUACUGCUGAUAGUGAUGAAUAGGCCUCCUGCUGUUUACUGUUUGUUCCUUAGCUAACUUUGCCAUCAAUGACAUGGCUGUCUACGUUUACUAUUUUGAGAUAAUUGGAAAUAUGAUUUUGCCUGCUUUGUGUCUCUUUGGGUGCCAAUACUGAAUGAUGAUAUGAAUUUUAAUGUUAGAUAACAAUAUUAAACCUUGAAAAGUAGGUGAAGUCUUUAGCGAAUAUGUAUUUUGCUUUGAUCAAAUUGUGUGCUAAAUUUCCGAAAUCUUAUGCUGCUAUCAUAUUAUAUGCUUUUUAUUCUCAUAUAAUAUUCACAAAAAUGUCACAUUAUUUUAGUUAAAUGGAGUUAUGAAUGAAAUUUUAGAAUUUAAAAAGUAUAGAAAAUAAAAAUGAUCAAAUUAAAUACUAUUAUUUGGAUCAAGAUUAAAAAUUUAAGGGAUAUGGUCCUUGAACUUGGCAACUUCUUAGUCUUUGAAUGUUUUUAUUGGUCCGCUUUAGUCUUCGAACUUAAUAAAUUUUCACAAAUUUGGUUACGAUGACAUGACUUUUUAAGUUAACUUGACAUUAUUUUUAAAUAUUUUUAUUUUAUUUUGUUGAUAUUUUUCAUUUAUGUUUUACGGUCAUUUGUCUUUUCCAACAAUGUUGUCUUUAAAAUUUGCUUGAAAAUGCAAUGUAUUUUACCGUUACAUUCAAUUGGUAAAUAUUUUGAUUUUUCAUUUAUUUUAAAAUGCAGUAAAAAAAUCCACGUAUGAAAUAAUAUUUUUAGUAUUUUUUAACCAAUAAUAAUAAUUGGCUAUAUUUAGAGAAAGAAACGGAGAUGUUGGAUAUAUGGCCCAUCCUAAACUGAGCCCACUAUUUGACAAGCGUAAAAUAGAGAAUUUCCAAAUAAUGUUGUAGAAGAUUAUAGGUCGUUGAAGCUCCCAAUCCUCUUCAAUUUCGAAUCCCCAUCCAAUUGGAUCCUUUAGUCUUCAUCGCAGCCUCGUUCAGAUACAACUAGAGAAGUGAAAUGGCCGGAUCUAGGAUUGCUCAUGCCACCUUGAAAGGACCGAGUGUCGUUAAGGAGAUAGUUAUCGGGAUAACACUCGGUCUUUGCGCUGGUGGGCUUUGGAAGAUGCAUCACUGGAAUGAGCAGAGGAAAGUGAGAGCAUUCUAUGACAUGCUUGAGAAAGAUGAAAUCAGUGUUGUGGCAGAAGAAUAAAUGUUUUUAUGUUUUGUGAAUUUGUGGGCAGCUCUGGCUGUAUUUUGAUCUUUGCGAUCCCUGCUUUUGGCUCUUGUAUGCAAGAUGAGCAAACUCGGUUUUGGUUUUUUUUUUUUUCCUUUAGGAAUAAAAUUGUUGUAUUGAGGUCUUGAUGAUCACAUAUUUGCUUAACAAAUCCAAUCAGUUUCUUGA
This is a messenger RNA of Gossypium raimondii (Peruvian cotton), 2454 nucleotides long. Its product is annotated as ATP-dependent Clp protease proteolytic subunit 5, chloroplastic. Gene Ontology annotation, molecular function: serine-type endopeptidase activity; ATP-dependent peptidase activity; ATPase binding. The coding region runs from base 178 to 1086 and encodes 302 amino acids. Lineage: Eukaryota; Viridiplantae; Streptophyta; Magnoliopsida; Malvales; Malvaceae. Gene Ontology annotation, biological process: protein quality control for misfolded or incompletely synthesized proteins. The record is from RefSeq and is a predicted model, not a curated record. Gene Ontology annotation, cellular component: endopeptidase Clp complex. The transcript is spliced from 10 exons.